Molecule: messenger RNA, 7179 nt
Organism: Odocoileus virginianus texanus
Lineage: Eukaryota; Metazoa; Chordata; Mammalia; Artiodactyla; Cervidae
Source: RefSeq, a predicted model, not a curated record
ACCAACUUUCUUCAGACUUCAUUACUUUUUAUACUAACGGCCUUUUUCUGUUUCAGAAUCCAAUCUAAGAUCCUACGUUGCAUUUAGUUGGCAUGCCUCCUUAGUCGUCUCCAAUCUGUGACAACUUUGAAGUCUUUUCCUGUCUUUCAUGACCAUUGCACUUUUGAGGAGUCCUGGUUUUUCUACGUGAGUGGAGAAGAUAAUUGUUGCAAGUAGGAGAGACACAGCAUUUUUUUAGGAUGUCUGAAAUGAAGAAAAAGUGAAAUUACGGCGUCUUGAACCAGCUAUCCAGAAAUUUACUAAGAUAGUAAUUCCAACAGAUCUGGAGAGCUUAAGAAAGCACCAGAUAAAUAUUGAGAAGGAUGAGAACGUGCUCUGGUCUCUCUCGGGAGCGUCUGGGGAAAGGCUGUUUCUGUGAGUGUUGGACCCUCUACUCCUGCCUGUCCCACUGGUAUACCAUGAGGCCGUAAGACAUAUGAAGAACAACAUGAAUGCUUGUGUAUCAGAGGUGCAGAAUAUGGGACAAGUUGCAUGAAGAGCAUAUCAAUGCAGGACGUACAGUUCAGCAACUCCGCUCCAAUAUCCGAGAAAUGGAGAAGCUUUGCUUGAAAGUGCGAAAGGAUGACCUAGGACUUCUGAAGAGAAUGAUAGAUCCUGUUAAAGAAGAAGCAUCAGCGGCAACAGCAGAAUUUCUCCAGCUCCAUCUGGAAUCUGUAGAAGAACUUAAGAAACAAUUUAAUGAUGAAGAAACUUUUUUACAGCCUUCUUUGACCAGAUCCAUGACUGUUGGUGGAACAUUUCACAGUACUGAAGAUGAAGCUGAUCCUCAGAGUAUGACUCAGAUUUAUGCAUUGCCUGAAAUUCCUCGAGAUCAAAAUGCUGCAGAAUCAUGGGAGACCUUAGAAGCGGACUUAAUUGAACUUAGCCAACUGGUCACUGAUUUCUCUCUCCUAGUGAAUUCUCAGCAGGAGAAGAUUGACAGCAUUGAGGACCAUGUCAACAGUGCUGCUGUGAAUGUUGAAGAGGGAACCAAAAACUUGGGGAAGGCUGCAAAAUACAAGCUGGCAGCCCUGCCUGUGGCAGGUGCACUCAUCGGAGGAGUGGUGGGGGGCCCGAUCGGCCUCCUCGCAGGCUUCAAAGUGGCAGGGAUUGCAGCUGCGCUUGGGGGUGGGGUGUUGGGCUUCACAGGUGGAAAACUGAUACAAAGAAGGAAGCAGAAAAUGAUGGAGAAGCUCACUUCCAGCUGUCCAGAUCUCCCCAGCCAAACUGACAAAAAAUGCAGUUAAAAACCAAACUUCAGUAUUGUUGGUGCCAACACAUCUAUCCUAAUGACGACCUUCGCUGCUGUUGGACACCCGGUCAGCUUUCAGAACAUGAUUAUAUCCAAAUAGUGGCUGUAGAUGCUCAAGUGGGAUUGAACUGUGAUAAGAGGAUGCAUUUUGUUGUUUGCUGGGGUAUUAAUGGAGAUGUGAGAAAUUGAGGAGCCUGGACUGAGGGUGUACAAUAUUUGUCAGAUAAAGUUUAAGAACUGCCAGGGAACAGAUUUUCUACUUGGAAAUGUGAAAACCAAACCUAUAACUUUGAUCAGGACUUGUGAUCUGUGGACAUGUUGGGUUAUGGAAGGACUGUUUUCAGAAUAGUUUCUUCCAUGACCUUGACUUGGAGACUCCAAGGCUAAGCAUAUUGUAUAUAUGCUUCUUUAACUCCUAAAUAUACAUUAUUUAGGCAGUUUAGCAGAGAAAAGACUGGAAGUUCAGGAGCUUUUCACAUCAAAUAGGGAAAUCAGGAUCUAGCAAGGGGCCCAAGUGUACUACAUAAUGGAGUCCAUUUGGUGAGCCCUGUUGCCGUUUGGUCUAACACUGUUUUCCAGUAAAGGAAAUAAAUAUUGUAAGAAAAUGGAAAAAGAGGCCCAAUUUCUCCUUCAGAUAUCUUAAUUUGUGACACUAGCUUCUUCUCUGAAAUCUUUCUUCUGCCUCUCUGUAAAUAAAGAACACAGAGUCUCAAGUCAGCCUAUCUCUUAACACCUCAGAUAUCUCGUCCUCUCUGCCUUUCAACUUUGUAAUUUUGAAAAGUUCUUUGACUAAUGGGAUGAAUUCUACCCAUGUGUAAUGAAGACUUUUCUCAUAGUCUGUUUUUUCUCUUUUGUAUUGUAGAGAGAGGUGUCAAUCUUCAAACGUUGUUAGACUUUGAGCUAAAAAAUAAGCAAGGCGGGGAUAACCAGAUCAUUUCUUGGGGCAUCUUACAAUUUCAAGGGGCUCAUGUACUUGCCCUGCAGCGAGUCUUUGACCCUAUUUCUUCUGUCUUUCAGCUGGCAAUUGGAAGAGCUAAGAACUAGCUUUCUACCUCACUUUCAUUACUACCAUCCUUUUCCCUAGGUUUUACUAUUUCCUGUGUUUUCCUUCACUUUGCGCAGCUGCAUUUCUUCCCAAGAAUAGCAUUCAUGCUUGCCUUUUCUCACAGUCAAGAUUGAUGAUGGACCAGGCCUGGCACCAAGACUCAGUCCUGGUGGAGGAUUUGUGGUGCUAAUUUCAACACUUGACAUUGAUAGCAAGCAUGACCCAGCCCAACCCAAUGUCUGUUUCAAAUAGCAGGGAAAUUUUAAAUUUAGAAAAAAAGAAUUUAAGAUUAUGGGCAGCCUCUUCCUGUACCCUCAACUCAUCUGAGGUAGGAAGGAACCACCUUUUGCCUUGUUCUUUAUUCUUUUCUGAGGACAGAGGAAAGGGCACCUAUACCACAAAAGAUGUGAGCUCUCAGCUCAGGAACCAGAUGGAUUCAUCAGGUGGUUGAAUGGUUUAUCACUUCUCUCUUGCUGAGUUUACUCUUAAUAACUUUUAUUGAUUGCUGUCUUUUACUUGUAUGUCUAAUCUAAAGAGACCUUUCUCUUUCAUACUUCUUGCUUCUCACCAAUGAAUUCCAAUGAGGCAACACACCAUUUCUUAUCAUUAUUGAAUAACUGGAAAACAUAUUGCUCCCUGCUGACUUGUAUCUUUAGUAUAAUACUGAGAAGGGAGUACUUUGAAUAAGCAUCAGAUUCUGAUCCAGUAUUUGAUAUUAGAUACCUGUGAAUUUGGGAUAAUUACUUUUGAACUCCACCUUUUUAUGUUUUCUGAUCCUUGCUAUCCCUUUAACACAGGAUGUUCAAGCCAGAAUGAGGAUCAGAAUUGCCCAGGGUGCUAAUUUAAAACAGAAUUCCUGUAUUUCAUUUCCAUGGGUUCUAAUAAUAGCCAUUCUCAUCCUGUCAGCUAAAAUUAUGAAUUUAAGAUAUAGUUACAUCAAGAUUCAGCUGAACUGCUGACUUCUGUAAUUUCUAGUAUUCUACCCUUCAGCAUAGCCCAGUCUUCAUCACUGCAUAUUAUUCCUAUUUUGCCGAUCCAAAGUUGGCUAGCUCACCAUCUUAACAGCAAUGGGGAUUCUUUAUACUGUCAGGCUGGUUUUACUCAAGACCUGGUGGAGGAAAGAGGCCUAUUGUUGACCCUCACGUUUUGUUUUGGGAUCUUUCCUUUUCACUGAGCCAGUGAGGGACAUCAAUGUAUGUGCUCAUAUAGGCCUUGAAUUUUUUUUUUUUUUUUUUACUGCUCAUCAGGAUGGGAAUAUUACUCUAGGUAGAGUAAUAUUUUAUACUUAUGUAAGUUACAGUCCUUUUUUAAAGUUUUAUAAUUUAAAAUUAUUUAGAAAUUGUAUCUAAUUUCCUCAUUAAGAGAGCCUAAUAGCCAACUUUUUGUAGAAAUUUCUAUAAGUGUUUAAUCAACUAUGAAUGAUAUACCUAUAAACUGUAAUGUGUUAGAAGUAUAAAUUAGUCAGUAUGACACAGAAACCAGUCUUAAAAUUGAAUUUAAUGCCCUGUAGUAUCAGAUUAAAUUUAUCUUCUAUAUGAUUCAUGUAUUAUUUUUACUGCAGCAAGUUAGAAGUAAGGAACAUUUUAAGUUCUUAAAAUUUACAGAGGCUUAUUUGGAUACAGGCAGCAUUCCUAAAGCCCUGUUGAUAUAAUAAUCUGAGAAUUUCUCUGUCGAGCAGAGACUGAAACUUUUUGGUUGUAAUCCAUAGUAAAAAAAAAAUGCAUUAAUAUCAAAACUCAGCAUAUGCAUUAUGGAACAAUACUUUUUGUGCAGUGUACUUUGUUUUUUAUUGUUUUGGUUUUUAAAAUAUGCUAGUUGUAACCUAUGAAAUUGAUUUCAUAAUCUACCAAUAGGUGUUGACAUUUAGUUUCUAAAAAGAAAAAAAAAAAACCUUAUAGAGGAACUGAUACUUAUGGAAUAUUUUCUGUUGGUCAGGCACUUCACUAGGCAUUUUAUAGGUAAGGAAACUUGGGCUCAGAGAAACUAAAUAAUUUACAGACGGUUAUUCAACUGCAAAAAGGUGAAGCCAGGAUGUAAACUAGGUCUGCUGAACUACAAAAACUUCUGUACUCUCAUACUGUGCUGCUUCUGUAUGUAAAAUUGUGAUGGGCUAGUCACUCUGCUUCACCCAAACACCCCUAUAUUCUGUAAGGUAGGCUUGGUUUGAAGUUACAUGUGCCAUUCAUUUACACCUUUCUUAAAAUCUUCUUUUUCCUCACCAAGUGUCCAGCAACUUCAGAGUUUUUAAUGGUUCAGACAGUAAAGAAUUUGCCUUCAGUGUAGGAGACCAGGGUUCGAUUCUUGGGUUGGGAAGAUCCUCUGGAGAAGGGAAUGGCUACCCACUCCAGUAUUCUUGCCUGGAGAAUUCCAUGGACAGAGGAGCCAGGUGAGGGUGCAGUCCUUAGGGUCACAAAGAGUUGGACACAGCUGAGCGACUAACAGACACACAUGCAAUGCAGAAGUACAUAGUGCUGAAUCUGGUCCUUAGGCUGUAAAUGUGUUUCCAUCCCACACGUAUCCUGCAUAUUUCCUUAUCUUUGUGGGUCAUAGUCAUCACUUAAGCAGUGUUUUUUAUAUUGAAUCAUAAAAUAAACUCUGAAGUAUUGUUUUAAAGCAAUUAUAACUCAUAGAGUCAAGUUAUUAUCCUUUACCAUGGUACCCUUGGGAGGCCAUGUACUUAUGUAGUGAUGGUAGUAUUACUUAGAAUAUUUUUGAAACUUUUCUUUUGGAAUUGGCUUUAAAGACAUUUUACAAAUCACAUAAAAAAGCCACCUCAGUGUUUAUUAGUCACAGAUUAUGCUCUUUUCCUUACAAUGUCUUCUUUCUUUAGUUUUGCUUUUAUUCUGCUGAUUCAGCUCUUCCACCCACCUGUGCAGGAGCCAAUACCCCCCAAGAAGCCCCAGAGGAUGGGUGUGUUGGCCAGAGUUCCAGGAGCAGGAACUUUAGGUUGUCCUGAAACUGAGUGCUGGGUAGGGAGAACGCUGUGAGUUCAGAGUCCCUCCUCUGUGGGCUGCCUAAGUGCCACGAGCCAUCUGCAUGGGAGUGAGGACUGAAGUACCUGUGAGUCACAAGAGGCUGUGGGAGCUUAAAUAGAGACACUUGUGUACCGCAUUUUUCUCCAGUGAAAGUCACAGAAGCCAAACCGUGCCAUUCUUUGUUCUCAGGGUCCCCUCUGUCCUUCAUUGCUGCUACUCAAGAGCUCUGGAAGAAGGACACAAAAGGACUUGGGGAAACGGUUCUCCUGUAAAACAGCAUUUUCUCUCUUGUGAUGAAGUAUGACAUGGUGGUGGCUAUCAGUGCUCGAAAUGUUAGUUAGUGAGAGGCCUAAUAAAAAACAGGGAAGCUUCCCCACUAGCCUAAAUUAAUGUAAACAGUUCAGGUUUUGUGUUUUUAUCAACACGUCAUGUUUCUAACAGGAGUUGCUUACUAUUUAUACUGGUUAAUUUGACACCAUUUUACAAAGACACUUCUUGGAUAUUAUAAACAGUCAAUGGUAAAAGAUCCAUAUAUUAUCUAUAUUACUGCCCUCAGAAAUUAUUGGUAUAGACAAGACAAACAUCUAUGCAAUAUUAACAAAAAUAAAUUUAUUUAAAAACCAUGAAAGGUGUCAAAGGCAAGUGAUUUCCCCAAGGUUAAAGCUAGUUAACACAAAAGUUAGAAUUAUAACCAUAGUCCAAGAAAAAAAAUCCUCAAAUAAUUUAACUGAGUUUCUGUUAUGCCAUAUCAAGUUGCUUGCUGAAGUUUGUGGUCUUUCAGACCAACAUUAACAUUCCAAAUCAGUCAACAGCUCUAGUGGAAAGAGAAUUCGCUGGGGAAUCAGGUCAGGGUUCUAGUUUUGUCUUUGUCUAUUGUAGUAAACUUUUACCCAGGGUGGCUGCUUUCUCCCAUUCUCUAGCCAGGGAUUCCCCCAACCUAACAUUCUCCAUUCUUUAUAUUUAGCCUCCUCCUGGGUCUUGUCAACUGUUUGAAUAUUAGUUUUUUUCAUUUCUUAGAGCUAUUCAUAGCCAUCACUCUAGUAAAAGACUAUAUUACCUCACAUCCCCUGCCUUAUCCCCCCCAACUUUAGACCAUUCCUCACAUCACCAUCACAAAAGUCGUCUUUUAUUUUUCUGCUGAAAUAUUUUCAGCAGCUCCUAUUGAAUAGCUGAUCAAGUUUGUCCCUUCCAUAUUUUGGCCCCAGCUUGUCUCUGCAGACUCACUACUCACCAUAUAGCAGUGCCACUGAAAACCAGACAUUCUUAAGGUUUUUCUAUGGUGAAGGGACAAAAUGGUUAUAAACUAUGUUUACAUUUUUUCCAGAUUAAUUUCUGUAACAUUACAUUUUACAAAACUAACCAGCUGAGUUUUCUUUAAGCUCUUGAACAAGCCUAAAAGUUGUUUCCUAAGAAGAAAUCUUUUGUCCCCCUGCACCCCAAGAAGAAAGUAUAUUCAGUUUCUUAACCUUCAACAAUGUCAGUCUUGCCACCUGUGCACUGGAUAGCCAAAGCAAUGAGGAUUUUAAUUUAGCAGCAUAGAAACUCCAGAUGAGAACUGACUAUUGUCAAGCUCCUGUGAGAAACUUGACUGAUCAAUAUUUGAGGAAAGCACCUAAGAGUACAUUUCUCAAGUACUAGAGAUUGGUUAAUCACUAAAAGAGAUGUUUACUUGGGUUUCAUUAAUUAAUCCCCCAAUGAUGUCUUCCAUUUUAUUACUAAAACCUUUGGUGUUAGCAAGGGUCAGCACAAGAAAAGGCCCAACAGUGAGAAUUUCUACAAUUCUGUAAAGCCUCCUGAAUUCACUUAUUAUGUUGCUGAGUGGUGCUUAUAUAAGGAAACAUGCAAUAAAUUCACUUAUUCAACAAACA